AUAUCUGCCGAUCCAGGAAGACACGAUGUGACGAAGACCGACCAAAAUGUGGCUAUUGCCGGACCAUGAAUCUGGAGUGCACUUAUCAAGUACCUCGGGCUACCAAAAAGGACCAGUCGAUGACUGUGGCGAUCAAUGCUAUCCGUCGUCUCGAAGCCAAGAUUGAAGAUCUGACGGCGGUGGUGAGUGCUUCGAAGAGCGCACCUGCAGCGCCUACCCCAACCCCUGCACCGGCCCUGGACCAUCGUUCGCCAAUCUCAGCUUUCUCACAACCAAGUCCAAGGAAUGAUGCUCAAGGACCGCUUGUGCCGCGUCAUGAUCGAUUGAGUGUUCAUGAGCUUGCCAUGUCACCGCAAGCUGCGGCGACACCAGGCAAGAGUCCGUUCGCCCUACCUGAGAUGCAGAGCAAGGUACCACUUUCAUUCAGUCAGCAUCGAGUCGCUAUAUGGCCUGCAGUCAAACAGGUCUUGCCCUCAGAGUUUGUUGCAGCAUGUGCAGAGUUACCUCAGGAUUACGUCGCCCAGAUCGAGAGCCACCGGGCGCCAUUGCCAGUACACAUUGAUCCACCGAUGGGUGCACACCCGGACUCGUGGUUGAUGGACCUACCACAAUCUGUUGUAAAGAGUAUCGCCAAUGCUUACUUCGCUGUCUUCCAUCGCAACUCACCAGUUCUUGACAAAUUCCACUUCUACUCGAGUACACUGGGCUCAGCGGUCCAGACCGAAUUUGGUUUCGACAUCGAAUCAUGCUUGGUACUGUCAGUACUCGCCCUAGGCUGCCUCGCCGUGAAGGCACAUGAGGAGGGAGACUUUGCCUUACCAUCGCGCUUUGGUUUACACGAAGGUGGCUUCGUUCGUCCAGACUGGUAUGAGCUCAUUUUGGACGAUCAACCGGGACUGAAGUUCUUCAACGAAGCUCGAAAGCGAUUCGGUUUCCUUAUGACUCAGAACGGGCUACAGGCAGGCCAAUACUACAUGUUAUCGACGCUUUACUAUGCGCAGACCUUACGACCGAUGGACUCUUGGACGACUGUAAACAGAGCAGCGCUGUGCUGUACAAGCAUCCUGACGCGUUCGGAAAUUGUUGACUUUGAUGAGUGGGAAGGCGACAUGUUCUCUCGGCUUUUCUGGAACACGCUGAUGUACGAGACCGUCAUUACACAGGAGUUGGAUACUCUACCUCACAGCGGACUCCUCGAGUUCGAGCCUGACAUACCGCUGCCGAAGUUCACACCCUGCCCCCGACCGAAGACCUCCAUCUCUGGACUCAUCACAGACGAAGAUGAGUCGUUGUUCAACUUCCAUUUUCUUGCUCAGGCUGCACAUAGAAUCAUUCUUACCCGAGUCAAGCAGAACAUAUACUACUAUGCUGCGAAAGAAGCCUUCCCAAACGCCGGCAUCACCGCGGAGAUGCACCAUCAGCUCGAGCAAUGGCGCGCAAAUCUGCCGCCAACACUGCAAUUCGCAGACAGCGAGAGCGCUGACGACUCACCCAGUCCUGCGCAUGUCAUUGCGAAAGCUAUGUUGCGCAGUCGCUAUCUUGUCGCAAAGUUCCACAUUGGCCGGCCUUUCCUUUACAAGGCGCUGCAUGUGCCGGAGUUCACCAAUGAUGCGGAGUAUCGGGAGGUACGAGAGGGUCUUCGAGGUGGUAUGUACUGGCCGACAACCAUGGGUCUUUGCACCCAGAUGCUGUCAGCCUUGCCGAUCAAGUUUGGGUGGUGCUGUCAGUGCUUCGGGCAGGUGCUGCUAUUUCACGCUGUCGCGCGAUCAUCAGACGCAAAGCUGAGGGAAACGUUACCAGAAGGCUGGCAGGAGUGGUUGCAGAUCAUGAUGGUGCUCAUCGAAAAGUGUGCCAGGGAAAGCCCGGGUAUUGCGAAGGAUUUCGAGUUGCUCAGCUUAUUGUAAGGAUCGCUCGGUAGCCGAGAUACCGCACCCCACAGACAAUUUGAUGAGGGUGGUGAUGUGAACUGUCGAUUGGUGUGCUAUCGAAGGGCGAAUGUCUACAGUGCGAGGGCACGGAGCUGGCCGAUGAGCGCGCCUGCGGCACGGACACAAUCCGACAGCAUACCCCUGAAAACUUUCGAUAUGGUCUUUUCCCAUGCUGACAUCACAGGUUUUCGCAUUUGCGAAGAGAAACUCCCUGGCUACCUCCGUAGCCAAGUUCUAGACCGGCUUGUGUUGAGGGGGCGAUAAGGUAUCGCAAAUACCACUGUGGCAGACCGCAUGCAGCGUCAUUGUCGCAAGGACGUGGGAUUGCAGUCAACAAGGAAAGCAGCGCGUUCUUAGAGCGCGUUCCUGAGUGAAACAGACCCUUCGCAGCGUGUUGCGGUGCGACAAGACC
Molecule: messenger RNA, 2340 nt
Organism: Macroventuria anomochaeta
Lineage: Eukaryota; Fungi; Ascomycota; Dothideomycetes; Pleosporales; Didymellaceae
Exons: 1
Coding region: 66-1904 (612 amino acids)
Source: RefSeq, a predicted model, not a curated record